GACCGUCGCAGUAACUGCAUAAUAAUGUACUGAAAGGAAAAUUUGCAGCAAAAAAAAAAAAAUAUGGAAACUUUUAUCAAAAUAGGGGAAUAAAAGUAUUUUCAAAAUUAAAUGGAAAUUUAUUAAAAAAAAAAUGUUACUACAAAAAGUGAUUGUAAAUUGUUUCGGUAUAAAUGUUACAUACAGAAAUUGGCGUGCGACAAAAAAUUAAGGAGAAAGAAAAUUUUUACUUAUCUGAUCAACAAUGGCAGCUGGUAUCAGUAACGAAGCCUUUAACGAGGAGUACGACAUUGAUGGCAUUAAUUCUGCGACAAAAUUUCAGACACAGAUGUCGAAAGAAGAGAAAACGGAAUUAGAUGAGAACGAUGGAGUUUUUGAUAAAGCGAAAACUGGAUUAGAAGUGUUUAUUGAAACGCAUAAAAAAACAUUAAAAAUAUGUGGCUAUUUGUUACUUAAUCUCGUAGUCGUAUCGUACGUGGCCUUCGCGGGGAUUUACUGGCACAAUAACACAACGAAUUGUGAUUUUGAGUUCUGUAAUGGAUUUGGCAUGCUUCUUAUAAUCAUUGUGAUAAUCUACUCUAGUUUUUUGUAUUACUCUCUAUUAAGAAAGCACUUGAUAAAAUUGAUUUGCUCUGGAUUAUCGCCAUUCAAUACAAGUUUGAAGACUAGUCGUCAUAAACGUUACCUUCAUACCUACGGACAGACAUUAAUUUAUUUUGCCAUUUUACUACUAAUAAUAGUAUUUUUAAUUUUCGACACCGCUGGUGCUCGAGAGAGAUGGAUAAGUUUCGGUGGUAUUUUACUUAUCGUCACGUUUGGUUGGAUUUUUUCCAAACAUCCAAAUAGAGUAAAUUGGAAAUCCGUGGCUUCUGGAUUAAUAAUUCAAAUUUUGUUUGGAUUAUUUACAAUAAGAUGGUCUGUUGGACGAGCAAUAUUUCAAUGUAUUUCAAAUAAAGUGGAAACAUUUUUAAAUUUCGUUAAAGUUGGUGCUAAAUUUGCAUAUUCGGAUUUAUUAGUCGACAGUGGAACUUUUGUAUUUGCGGCGCUGCCAGCAAUAUUUUUCUUUGGAUUUAUAAUUCAAAUGUUGUAUCACAGUGGUAUUUUGCAAAAAGUAAUUUUAAAAUUAGGAUGGCUACUUCAAACACUUGUGGGAACGACUGCAUGUGAGUCUAUGAAUGCAGCAGGAAAUACAUUCUUGGGAAUGACAGAAUCCAUUUUACUUAUAAAACCCUACAUGAAUUCUUUGACUAAAUCAGAAAUUCAUACCAUAAUGUGUUCAGGCUUUGCUUCCGUUUCCGGAACAACUCUAGCUGCCUAUAUAGGAUUUGGAGCAACACCUUCAAAUUUAAUAACAGCUACUUUAAUGGCCGCGCCGGCAUCUCUUGCCUUUUCGAAAUUAUUUUAUCCGGAAACAGAAAAGAGUCAAACUAGUUUUAAAGAAUUACCAGAUUAUAAAUCGGAAGAUGCAAGUUUACUGGACGCUGGUAUUAGAGGAGCACUCAAUGGAAUACCAAUAGUUUUAGGAAUAACCGCCAAUAUUAUAGCAUUCACAUCAUUUGUAGCAUUUUUAAACGCUCUACUCUCAUGGAUUGGUGGACUCGUUGGCUACAGUGAAAUGACCUUCGAGUUUCUUUUGUCGCGAACUUUCAUGCCAUUAAGUUGGAUUAUGGGAGUUCCAUGGGAGAGUUGCGGUGACGUUGGCAAUUUAAUAGGCCUUAAAGUAGCUGUAAAUGAAUUUGUAGCUUAUCAAAAAUUAGGCGAAUACAAAUUAGAGGGUAAAUUGUCCCCAAGAACUGAGGCGAUCGCAACUUUUGCAAUUUGUGGAUUUUCAAAUCCCGCUUCACUGGGAAUACUCUCUGGUGCUCUUAUAACAAUGAUGCCUGACAAAAGAUCACAAGUCACUGCUGUUGCCAUUAGAGCAGCAAUUGCCGGAAGUAUCGUUUGUUUUUUGACUGCAUGCACCGCAGGCAUGCUAAUGGAUGACAGUUUUUAUUCUCCCCAUUCAAAUGGAACAAUACCAACAACAAACUAGAAGUAAAAUUAUUAAUUUGUAUAUAUAUUUUUUUCUUUUUAGAAUAAGGCAUUUGACACCACAACAUAAUAGAUUUAUACACUAGAAUUGCACUAAAAUACAUUCAGUCGUAACAAA
Messenger RNA from Leptopilina heterotoma, 2149 nucleotides. It is a transcript of the gene CNT2, whose product is annotated as solute carrier family 28 member 3-like. Gene Ontology annotation, molecular function: nucleoside:sodium symporter activity. The transcript has 12 exons. Gene Ontology annotation, biological process: nucleoside transmembrane transport. Gene Ontology annotation, cellular component: membrane. The coding region runs from base 245 to 2032 and encodes 595 amino acids. Lineage: Eukaryota; Metazoa; Arthropoda; Insecta; Hymenoptera; Figitidae. The record is from RefSeq and is a predicted model, not a curated record.